Messenger RNA from Harmonia axyridis, 1105 nucleotides. RefSeq lists its product as uncharacterized. The transcript has 3 exons. Lineage: Eukaryota; Metazoa; Arthropoda; Insecta; Coleoptera; Coccinellidae. The record is from RefSeq and is a predicted model, not a curated record. The coding region runs from base 124 to 813 and encodes 229 amino acids.
CGGUCUUUGACGUCAAAAAUGAGAAACAAAAUUCCUUGAUUAAAUUCUGCGUUCAGUCAAAAUUUUUUAAAAAUUCAUGUGAGUUUUUUUUUUUUUUUGGAAAUUUUAGUGGAAAUAAUCAGCAUGUGUACGGUUUUGGAUCAUCUUAAAAACGUAAUAAACCAAAUUGACGAUGGGUGCUGUUCUGGACCAUGUCCUCCAGCAUGUCCACCUCAAGCUUGUCCUAUGGUUAACUGUAUGCCUUUUGCACAAGUUCUUAUAUCUAAACCACCACCAAUACUGGCCCCAACCAGACCGCAACCUGUUAUACCUUUAAGAUUACCAUGUCCACCAUCCAACAAGCCAAGACAAAUGACAGAAGAGGAGGCUUUGCGAUGGAGAUACUCAAAUUUCUAUAAUAAUUACAACAUAGACUGGCACGCUGACGGACCUGGUUGCAAAAAAGGAGACGGGAAGUGUAGGGCGCCACCAGGAUCUUUCACAGUGUCAGGGGAAAAUCCAUGCUGUCCUCGCCCUUGCUCAGCUCCAUCCUGCCAAGAUUACUGCCCUACAGGAUUCAAAACUUGCACUAUGCGUUUAACGCCCCCACCCUGUUGCGACCCCUGCGGAACGUGGACCGCUGAAAUUCAAAAGUGCCCGCCGAAACCCCGGAAGAAAGUAAGUUAUUGGUACACUCCUGGCCCGUGUACUAGGCCCUGUUGUCUUCACUGGAGGCCCAAAGAGGGGCCCUGUUUGUACGACGCGCCUUGCAAGGCUCACUGUUAUAACCAUCCUCCCGGCAUAAAACCGUCCAGGAAAUAUCCGUGUCCCUAAAUCUCUAUGUUGUUUGUCUAUCAUCUUGUUUUUGUUUUAGCUUUUGCCAUUGCCGUACAUACCGGUCAACAUGAAAGGGUGUUGAAGUGGCUCCGCGAUUUUGUCUUUAGGGUCUAACUUAAAAGCGUUUAGAACUAUUCUAAAUAAGUGGAAACAUUAGCGUUAAGCUUGAUAUCAUCAGACAUUGUAAAUGUGAAUAUGUUGUUACUGUCUUUGUGUAUGUGUACCUAUAUUUAUGAAUUUUUUCGAUUAUGUUUGGCUUUUUUAAGCGAUUAAAGCUACAAUCACGAUA